AUGACGGUGCCGGAAAACACCGGGUCUUCACCCCUCCCCGCCGCCACCGAAACCACCCCUCUCCUCGCGGACCCGGACCAGCCCAAAACCGUGACAGAAGAUGAAAUCACCAUCGUCGCCGACGAGCUGCCCACGGCGCGUCUAGCCGUCAUCAUGGGCACCGUGUGGAUAGGCGUAUUCGUCGGCGCCAUCGAUUCCACCAUCUUCGCCACGCUAUCGGGCCCCAUCUCCAGCGAAUUCAAGAGCCUCUCGGUAUUUUCCUGGCUGGCGACUGCGUAUCUCAUCGCCAAUGCGGCGUGCCAGCCCAUUUCGGGAAGGUUGACGGACAUUUUCGGACGCGGACCGGGUUUGGUUUUUAGCAAUAUCUUCUUCGCGGCGGGGAAUUUGAUCUGUGGGCUUGCACGGGAUAAGUACUCCAUGAUUUUCGGGAGGGUUAUUGCGGGCAUCGGGGGCGGAGGGCUCAUGUCCAUUUCUACCUUUAUCGGCUCGGAUCUCGUGCCUCUGAGGAAGAGGGGUGUUGUUCAGGGGAUUGGGAACAUCUGCUACGGUUCCGGUGCCAUGUUGGGCGGUGUCUACGGCGGAUUCGUGAAUGACCACACCUCCCUGGGUUGGCGACUCGCCUUCUUCUCCCUCGUCCCACCCGCCGUCGUCUCGGCCGUUCUCGUGGGCAUCCUCGUCAAGGUACCCCCUAAGGUGUCCAACAAGUCAUAUAUUUCCCGCAUCGAUUUCACCGGUGCCUUCCUAACUGUCGGCUUCCUUGUGUCCCUUCUCCUCGGUCUCAAUGCGGGGGGGAACUACGUUUCUUGGCGUCACCCCUUACCCAUUACAGCCAUCUCCGUCUCAGUCGUUCUCUUCGCCGGCUUCUGGUUCUGGGAAAGCCGCGCCCGCCAGCCCAUCAUCCCCGUGCGCCUCCUCCUCAAUAGAACCGUGCUGGCGGCCUGCGUCGCCAACCUCGUCUGCUCCAUGGCGCUGUACAUGGCUCUUUUCUAUGUGCCGCUCUACCUGCAAGUUCGGGGCUACACCGCCACCGAUGCCGGACUCGCCCUCCUCGCUUCCCCCGUGGGCACGUCCGUCUUUUCCAUCUCAUCGGGUCUCAUCAUGAAGCGGACGGGGAAAUACCAAAAGUUGGCCAUUAUCGUCCUAUCCAUAUUUACAGCGGGUAUGGCUGUGCUCACCACCCUCGAUGAGAACUCUCCCCUGAGACUCGUUCCGACCACCUUUUUCUUUACGGGAGGGAGCUACGGAGGCAUGUUAACGAUUACGUUGCUCGCUUGCAUCGCGGCGGUGGAUCACUCUCAACAAGCCGUGAUUACGUCUGCUACCUACCUCGCACGAAGCCUGGGCAGCACCAUAGGCGUGACCAUCGCCUCAGCCAUCUACCAAAACAUCCUCAAGGAGCGGCUCUGGGAACGCUUCGGUGACAGGCCGGGCGCAGAGGAUAUAAUCGGGCGGAUCCGCGAUGAUCUCGGCGAAAUCGGCAAGCUUCCACCGGGAUGGUAUGAAGGGGUGAUAAGGUCAUUUAUGGAGGCCUUUCGGGGGGUGUGGCUUGCGAUGUUGGCUCUUGCAAUUGUGGGCCUGAUAAGCGUAUCUCUGAUGAAACAGUAUACGCUUCACUCGACCCUCUCGCGAUCUUGA
Messenger RNA from Scedosporium apiospermum, 1635 nucleotides. RefSeq lists its product as uncharacterized. Gene Ontology annotation, cellular component: fungal-type vacuole membrane. The record is from RefSeq and is a predicted model, not a curated record. The transcript is spliced from 3 exons. Gene Ontology annotation, biological process: transmembrane transport; basic amino acid transport. Lineage: Eukaryota; Fungi; Ascomycota; Sordariomycetes; Microascales; Microascaceae. Gene Ontology annotation, molecular function: basic amino acid transmembrane transporter activity. The coding region runs from base 1 to 1635 and encodes 544 amino acids.